Molecule: messenger RNA, 6959 nt
Organism: Eutrema salsugineum
Lineage: Eukaryota; Viridiplantae; Streptophyta; Magnoliopsida; Brassicales; Brassicaceae
Product: methyl-CpG-binding domain-containing protein 9
Exons: 10
Coding region: 1-6522 (2173 amino acids)
Cellular component (GO): nucleus
Molecular function (GO): protein binding; DNA binding
Source: RefSeq, a predicted model, not a curated record
AUGGAACUCACUGAUUCUACGAACGAGCAACUCGGAGAGACAAGGAGCGUCGGUCUCAAGGAAGAUAAUCGCUCCUUUCUCGGCAUCGAUCUCAACGAAAUCCCUACCGGCGCUACUCUCGGCGGUGGUUGCACUGGUGCUCAGGAUGACGACGGAGAGUAUGAACCUGUUGAAGUAGUUAGGUCAAUUCACGAUAAUCCGGACCCAGCGCCUGGAGCGCCUGCGGAGGUUCCUGGGCCGGAUCGGGAUGCCGCGUGCGGCGCGUGUGGAAGGCCAGAGUCGAUUGAACUCGUAGUAGUCUGCGACGCUUGUGAGCGAGGGUUUCAUCUAUGCUGUGUUAACGACGGAGUGGAGCCGGCUCCUUCCGCCGAUUGGAUGUGCAGCGACUGUGCUACCGGUGGGGAGAGGAGCAAACUGUGGCCGUUGGGGGUUAAGUCUAAGCUCAUCCUGGAUAUGAACGCCUCGCCGCCGAGUGAUGUGGAGGGAUACGGAGGCGAGGAGACGUCAGAUUCGAGAAAGCAUAUGCUGGCCAGCAGUUCUUGCAUGGGAAACUCUUUUGACUAUGCAAUGACGCAUUCAAGCUUUUUGAAUCCUGGUAGAGGACAUGCUAGUCCCGAAGCGUCAGGGAUAAUGGCUCGUAAUACUAAAAUGAGUGUGGAUGGAUUGGAUUCACAUACCCUAGGUUUUGGCUUCCCGUUCAGCCUGAGCAACAGUAAUUCGCCCGUUAGAUUUCCAUCCUUAGAUCCAAGUGAGCUGUUGCUGCAAAAUCUCAGGCAUUUCAUAUCGGAAAGGCAUGGAGUAUUAGAAGAUGGUUGGCGAGUCGAAUUUAAACAACCUUUGAAUGGCUAUCAUCUAUGUGCUGUGUAUUGUGCUCCGAAUGGAAAGACAUUUAGUUCCAUACAAGAUGUUGCUUGUUAUCUGGGCUUGGCAAUGAAUGGUAAGUACAACUGUAUGGAUGCUGAAAUCAGGAAUGAGAGUUCUCUUCUUCAAGAAAGAUUGCAGCAUAUGCCCAAGAGAAGAAAGACAUCAAGAUGGCCAAACAAUGGUUUCACUGAGCAAAAGGGUAGUUCAGUGAGUGCUCAGCUCAGGGGUUUUCCAUUCAAUGGUCCGAUGAUGUCCCCUUUUGCCAUCAAAUCUGAUACUCUUUUUCAGGCUGGUGAAUCCCUUAGCUCUGGAAAAAAUGAAUGCGGUUGUGAGGAAGCUAAUAACGGACUUCCAAUGCAGUUUGAAGAUUUCUUUGUUCUGUCCUUUGGACGAAUUGACAUAAGACAGUGUUACCACAAUGUCAACAUGAUAUAUCCAAUAGGUUAUAAGUCCUGCUGGCAUGAUAAGAUCACGGGGUCGCUAUUUACGUGUGAAGUAUUGGAUGGCAGUUCUGGGCCUGUUUUCAAGGUUACAAGGUCACCAUGCUCGAAAUCAUUUAUUCCAAUUGGAUCAACUGUCUUCUCCUGCCCAAAAAUCGAUGAAAUGGUGGAACAGAACCUUGACAAACGAGGUGAUCGUAGAGACAGUACUCUAGAGAAUGAUGAUGACACUGUUGAGAUUCUUCUUUCAGAUCCCUCCCCACCUCUUGGAGAUGAUAUAUUGUCUUGUUUACGAGAGAAAAAUAUCUCCAAUACACUCAAUUGUCUGCGCUCUGAAGUUGGUUCUUCUCAAGUAGACUUUGAUAAUACUUUAUCCUAUAAUCAGAAGCAUGGGGUUGAAGUUGGCGAUAUUGUUGUGGAAGAAGAGUCAUUGUCUGUUGCAUGGAAAAAGGUGUCUCAAAAGCUUGUUGAUGGAUGUUCCAAUGUCCUGAAGCAGAAGGGCUCCAUGAUCUUACUUUGCAAGCAUGUUGACAGAGAAACAAGGGAAAUUAACCGGGAUAUGAUAAAUGAGGAAGACAAUGUAAUUUUAUCUUUGUCAAGAUUUUGCUGUUCUUUGGCUCCUCACAUUGCUACAUGUGGUGAAAAAGAUAAAAGCAAGAUUGAACCUCUAGUUGAUGCUUUGUCAAGGUGGCUGGAUCAAAGCAGAUUUGGACUAGAUGUAGAUUUUGUACAGGAAAUUAUUGAACGUAUGCCUGGUGCCGAAUCAUGUUCCAAUUAUAGACCUCUGAAGAUUAGAAGUUCUUCUUCUGUAACUGUAGCAGAAGGAGCGCUAGUUGUCAAACCAAAAGGUGGGGAAAAUGUCAAGGAAGAAGUAUUCGGUGAGAUUUCUCGGAAAGCCAAGAGGCAUAAACUAAUUGGUGGUCAUGGUGUCAGCAAUCCACACCCUCCUCCCGGGAGGCCUAUGUGUUUGAGGCUUCCUCCUGGGCUUGUUGGUGACUUCCUUCAGAUAUCUGAAGUGUUCUGGCGUUUCCGUGAAAUAUUGGGUUUGGAAGAGGCUUUCUCACCUGAGAAGCUUGAACAGGAGCUUAUCAAUCCAGUGUUCGAUGUUUGGUUUCUUGAUAAAUCUGGGAAAGAAGUUAACAGAAGUGAGAUGAACAUUAGCGAUAAGGAUUGUACAACUACUAAAAAAUUUUCUUUGUUCGAUGAACCUCGCCAACCUUUUUCUUCGGAAAAUACCUCUGCUUCUGUACUAAAAGGGACAAAAUCAGGGGAGUCUACUGAGCUUAACAACUCAUAUUCCUCUCGUGGGCCGUGCUUGGGUGCACUUUUAACAACGACUCACAUUUCGCUUCUGCAAGUGCUAAUAUGUGAGCUGCAAUCCAAGGUAGCUGCAUUUGUUGAUCCAAACUUUGAUUCUGGAGAAUCGAGAUCCAGACGAGGACGGAAAAAGGAUGACAGUACACUUUCUGCUAAAAGAAAUAAGCUGCAUAUGCUUCCUGUUAACGAGUUCACUUGGCCUGAAUUGGCCCGUAGGUACAUCUUGUCUCUUUUAUCAAUGGAUGGGAACCUUGAAUCAACAGAGAUUGCUGCCCGUGAAAGUGGUAAGGUAUUUCGUUGUUUACAAGGUGAUGGUGGUUUGCUUUGCGGUUCACUUACAGGUGUGGCUGGGAUGGAAGCCGAUUCAAUGUUACUUGCAGAGGCUACUAAAAAAAUAUUUGGGUCUUUGACCAGAGAAAAUGGUGUUCUUUCUGUGGAAGAUGAUGAUUCCGAUGGCCUUGAUGCCACUGAGAUAAACACUUGCAAUGGUGAUAUUCCGGAGUGGACACAGGUUCUGGAACCUGUGAGAAAGCUUCCAACAAAUGUUGGAACUAGAAUCAGAAAGUGUGUCUAUGAUGCUUUAGAGAGAAAUCCACCAGAGUGGGCAAAGAAGAUAUUGGAGCAUUCCAUCAGUAAAGAAGUAUAUAAAGGCAAUGCUUCAGGACCGACAAAGAAAGCUGUCCUCUCAUUGCUAGCGGAUGUUCGAGGUGGAGAUUUGGUGCAGAGGUCUGUUAAAGGAACCAAAAAGAAGACGUCUAUUGGUGUAUCUGAUGUCAUUAUGAAGAAAUGUCGUGCUGUGUUGCGUGAUGUUGCAGCUGCAGAUGAGGAUAAAGUAUUUUGCACUUUGCUGGGCCGAAAGUUGCUGAACUCCAGUGACAAUGAUGAUGACGGACUCCUGGGAUCACCUGCAAUGGUUUCGCGUCCCUUAGACUUCAGAACGAUUGAUUUGAGGUUGGCUGCUGGUGCGUAUGAUGGAUCAACUGAAGCUUUUCUUGAGGAUGUUCUUGAGCUGUGGAGUUGUAUACGUGCUAUGUAUGCUGAUCAGCCCGAUUGUGUAGAACUGCUCGGAACAUUGUCUGAAAAAUUUAAGUCAUUAUACGAAGCUGAGGUUCUACCACUUGUUCAGAAACUUAUGGACUACAGAAAAUUGGAAUGCCUAAGUACAGAGGUGAAGAAGGAAAUUAAGGACAUAGUAGUUUCAAUAAAUAAGCUUCCUAAGGCUCCGUGGGAUGAGGGGGUAUGUAAAGUAUGUGGCGUUGACAAAGAUGAUGACAGUGUUCUCUUGUGUGAUACAUGCGAUGCUGAGUAUCACACAUACUGUUUGAAUCCACCUCUUAUUAGAAUACCUGAUGGAAAUUGGUAUUGUCCAUCAUGUGUCAUUGCCAAGCGCAUAGCUCAAGACGCUUUGGAAUCUUACAAACUAGUCAGACGGCGGAAAGGUAGAAAGUAUCAGGGGGAACUUACCCGAGCUUCUAUGGAAACGACUGCACACCUGGCAGAUGUGAUGGAAGAAAAAGACUACUGGGAGUUCAGUACUGAGGAGAGAAUCCUGCUGCUUAAGCUUCUAUGCGAUGAACUGCUUAGCUCAUCCCUUGUUCAUCAACACCUCGAGCAGUGUGCCGAAGCAAUAAUUGAAAUGCAGCAGAAGUUGCGCUCACUUUCCUCAGAAUGGAAAAACACGAAAAUGCGGCAAGAAUUUCUGACGGCUAAACUCGCAAAGGUUGAACCUAGUAUUCUGAAGGAACUGGGCGAACCACAAAAUUCAAGUAGCUUUGCAGAGCAAAUUAGAUGUAAUCAACAACAACAGGAGGGUGUUGGAGACAGGGUUACUCAUGAUGAUGACACUUCCUCUGCUGCAUUUCUUAACAAGAAUCAGAGGACAACUCCGCUUAUGACUGAUGCUCAAACCGAAGAGUUACAUGUCAUUUCCGGUGAGAGAAAGAUUUCCACCCCAGAAAAUGUUACAUCCCCUGGGAGGCCCGAGUUGCCAAUAGCAGAUGCUUCUCCUCAUGGAACGGAUAAUUUGUCUUGUGAAAAAGAUAGCUCGGACACGUUGCACAAAUCAGUUGGAGGGAACCAUGAAAUACACACUCUAAAAUCCAAUGCAGUGGAAUCGCAGACAGCUCAUGAUGCAUCUUCUAUGGCUUCCCAAGAAUUGCAGGCUAGUCAACAAGAGUUGAAUGCCACUAGUAAUGAAAUACAGAAUCUGCAGCAAUCAAUCAGAAGCAUAGAAUCACAGCUUCUAAGGCAAUCUAUACGAAGAGACUUUCUGGGAAGUGAUGCUAGUGGUCGUUUAUAUUGGGGUUGCUGCUUCCCAGAAGAACAUCCUCGUAUAUUGGUUGAUGGGAGCAUAUCUUUGCAGAAAUCUGUACAAGUUAAUUUGACAGGUUCAAAAGUCCUCUCCCCAUUUCUUCAUGCCGUUGACCAUGGAAGACUAUUGGUUUCACCCUGGACGUAUUAUGAAACUGAAGCGGAAAUCAGCGAGCUUGUCCAAUGGCUUCAUGAUGAUGACCCGAAAGAAAGAGAGCUGAGAGAGUCUAUUUUGUGCUGGAAAAGGUUACGAUUUGGGGAUCUUCAAAGGGGAAUGAAACAAGCUCAGAAUUCCUCCUGCCCAAUAUCUGCUGGGAGUCUUGUGACCAAGGCUGCCAUGUCAAUGGAGAAGAGAUAUGGGCCAUGCAUCAAACUAGAGACCGAAACCUUAAAAAAACGGGGAAAGAAGACAAAGGUUGCAGAGCGAGAGAAACUGUGUAGAUGCGAAUGCUUGGAACCCAUUUUGCCAUCUAUGAUUCACUGCCUCAUUUGCCACAAAACAUUUGCAAGUGAUGAUGAAUUUGAGGAGCACACCGAGAGUAAGUGUAUUCCUUAUUCAUUAGCAAGUGAAGAAGGCAAGGAAAUCUCUGAUUCUUCUAAAGCAAAAGAUGGUCUGAAAUCUGAUUAUCUUAAUGUAUAUAACGCCGGGAAAGAUGUAGCUGAGAUGUCCAAUGUGUCUGAACUUGAUUCUGGGUUGAUAAGAUAUCAGGAAGAAGAAUCUAUUUCCCCAUACCAUUUCGAGGAGAUCUGUUCCAAGUUUGUGACAAGGGAUUCUAACAGAGAUUUGGUUAAAGAAAUCGGUCUGAUCGGUUCAAAUGGAACUCCAACAUUUCUUCCGUCGUCAACAUUUCUUAACGACUCAAUGCUCAUAUCUGCCACUUGCAAUAAGCUAGAUGGUGGUGAUUCAGUGGAUCAGGUGAUUUUUACUGGUUCUGAAGCCAAUGAUGAAGGCUUAAAUUCUGAAUCUAAUAUGUCAUUCAAUAGAAUUGUCACAAAUGAUCUUGGCGGCCCACUGAAUAAACCGAGCGGACUGAGUUUUGGUUUAUCAGAUCAAAAGAAUAAGAAAUCUUCAGGUCGUGGUUUAGAAGGCUGCUGUGUAGUUCCACAGUCUUCGUUGAAACGUAUUACCGGCAAAGCGUUGUCGGUUUUCAGGUUCCUUAAAACCAAUAUGCUUGAUAUGGAUGUGGCACUACCUGAAGAAGCUUUGAGACCAUCGAAAUCACAUCCAGACCGUAGGCGAGCUUGGCGUGCAUUUGUUAAAUCAGCACAAAGCAUUUUCGAGUUGGUUCAGGCAGCAAUUGUGGUGGAAGACAUGAUAAAGACAGAGUACUUGAAAAACGAAUGGUGGUACUGGUCUUCUCUUUCAGCGGCUGCUAAAAUCUCGACUCUCUCUGCGUUAUCGGUCCGUCUCUUCUCCCUCGAUGCAGCUAUUUUGUACGAAAAACCCAUAAAUCAAUCAGAUCCUAAGGAUGAAACAAAGACGAUCAGCUUACCAGACCAGAGGUCACAACCUGUUUCAGAUCCACAAGAAAGAAGCAGCAGAUCAAACAGAAGAUCUGGUAAGAAGAGGAAAGAACCUGAGGGAUCAUAAAAAUUCACUUGAACCACCGGGAAAAGAACAAAAAAAAGAGCUCAGCAACCCAGCCCGGGAAAACAUGAACCGGAAAUGGUGGAUUUUUAAAAUCAAAGUGGAGCCAAUGUAUGUGUAUGUGUAGAUAUAAGCAAUGUUUCAAUCUGGGACCAGGUCCCGGAUGUUGAGAUCUGGUUUGGUGGGUUCAUCAUGACAAGUCCGAUUUACAUCUUUCUUGGAAUGGAACGGCGGUUGACGGCGUUUUAACAGGUGGAUGAGCCGCCGAGAGAGUAUGUGUACACAUAAAUAUAUGUAGAAGACUAACUAAUGUGGAAUUAAUUAGUAUUAAAGUCGCUUCUUAGACAUUAACUGAUUUUAGAACCAAAACUUCGAUUCUUUAUAAAGCUUUCUCUCUCUCUCUCUUCUUUAUAUAAAUGGAUAAUUAUGAGGGGCUUCAA